Messenger RNA from Aspergillus niger, 1851 nucleotides. RefSeq lists its product as uncharacterized. The transcript is spliced from 5 exons. Gene Ontology annotation, molecular function: DNA-binding transcription factor activity, RNA polymerase II-specific; sequence-specific DNA binding; zinc ion binding. The record is from RefSeq and is a predicted model, not a curated record. Gene Ontology annotation, biological process: positive regulation of transcription by RNA polymerase II; DNA-templated transcription. The coding region runs from base 1 to 1851 and encodes 616 amino acids. NCBI's taxonomy places the organism in Eukaryota, Fungi, Ascomycota, Eurotiomycetes, Eurotiales, Aspergillaceae.
AUGCCACGAUCGAGACGCUCAACUAAAUGUGACUUCAUCUUCCCAGCAUGUACUCCAUGCAAACUGGCAAAUUUGCCUUGCUUGGGCUUUGAUCCUAGCUCCAAGGAGGCAGUCCCCAGAAGCUUCGUCAAGUCACUCGAAGCUCAGGUGGAAGAGCUCGAAGCACGACUGCUUUCGUUCAACGCCGCUUCCACCAACGUUCCGUAUCUCAUCACUACGGCCGUGGCACAGGCCACCAUAUCCAUUGGCAUUCCCUUUCAGAACUCGUUUCUCGACUCCAAAGCCUCAUCUUCAUUGUUCUUCCGGCCCUCCUGUCCCCCAUUGGCAAUAGCCCGGGAACGGGGACAAUCCACUCCUGAGAGACAUCCCAGCUUACAGAAUAAUCGACACAAUCCCGGCGCGCCCAUUAAUUUACGUAGUGUUCCAUUUUCUGCAAUCAAUCGUAUGAUUCGGAAUUAUGUCGACAUCCACUUGCCUCAGUACCCCUGCGUGUCAGAAAACGCGGUAAAUGAAAUACUGGACAGGAUCCAGCAUCAGGACCUGAAGGACCCAAAUGCUCUCCCGAUCCACCAUGUACCCACUGAUGCUGGCCUGGGGCAUUUCGAAUAUUUUGUAUUGCUUAUCGCACUUGCAAUCUCUGCGAUGACAUUGACCUGGAAGGCCGAUUACCAAGCUCGAGUGGCUUCGGAGUCUUUCUAUAACGCCGCCGUAAAACACCUACAGGCCAUGACAGACCAUAGCGAGAUUCAGGCACUACAAAUUUCUUUGCUCCUAGCUCACUAUGCGCAUAUGUGCCCAGAGAGGGUAGACAAUUGGACUUGCAUUUCUAACGCGGUCCGGAUUGUCCUCAAUCUUGGACUCUAUCUGGAGUGCAAUCAACUGGUUCAUGCGUACGGUAUGGAGAGGUCAUUAUGUACGAACCUCCGCCUACCCUUAUCAUUUCCGGAAGAGGCAAUCACGGUAAAGUUUCCCACAGGAGAAGAGACAAAUCUCCAUACGGAACACUCCACCGGUAGGCCGUGCAAGAAGUAUGUCGCUUACCAUAUAUGUCGGUACCGUGCACUAGAGACAGAAGUUCAUAGAGUGCUUCAUCUGGAAGAAGACUUGACCAAGUUCGGCAAUAACACUAUAGAGGAAUGGAUUGAAAGCAUCACCCAGAGAUUGGAACAGUGGUACGAGACGGCACAGUCGUACACAAAGUAUGAUAUGCUUGAAUUCAAACAUGUGCAGUUUCACCACCUCAUGGCACGCAUCCACCGGCCAACGCCGCGUCUAAGAUUGAGAGGUCCAGACAACUGGAAAGCUGUGUUAAACGCAUCAUCCGUUUUGAUACAGGACUACCUCGCUCAGGAGCGACGUCGGAGGCUGUUCUAUCCUUGGCAUGGGGUACAUAUUCUCUUCGAAACUGCCGUCAUCUCGCUGGAGGCAUGCUGGUCAGCACGGAAUUAUGAACCGCUACAAGUUAGGGCUCAUGAGAUGUUGCAGAUCUCGAUUCCUCGAUGUCUUCAGCUUCUCACCAACAUCGGUGAACGUUGGGGUGAAGCAGCCGUAUGUGCUGAUCGGUUAAGGCCGCUCGUUGAUACUGUCAGGACCGCUUUUAACAAUCCCGAUACGCUGUUGCUGACUAUGAUUGAUGAGAGUGUGAUCACGGCAGAGAUACUUGAUUUACUUUUCACGGAUGGGCCAUUGUCAUGGACCCGAGCCAACCGUGGGGAGAUAAUGUCUGACAUGAUUGAGAGUGAUCCAUGGUUAAAUAGCCUGGUGGAUGACAGCCUCGAACUUUUCUCGUGGAAUCCUGAAUGGUGCAUCAUGCCUGCUGACGCAAUCUCCAUCGAGGGAUAUACGCUUUAA